Plasmodium vinckei vinckei is the source of this 15342-nucleotide messenger RNA. RefSeq names its product conserved Plasmodium protein, unknown function. The record is from RefSeq and is a predicted model, not a curated record. The transcript has a single exon. Gene Ontology annotation, molecular function: molecular adaptor activity. The coding region runs from base 1 to 15342 and encodes 5113 amino acids. Gene Ontology annotation, biological process: metaphase/anaphase transition of mitotic cell cycle; protein K11-linked ubiquitination; anaphase-promoting complex-dependent catabolic process. Lineage: Eukaryota; Apicomplexa; Aconoidasida; Haemosporida; Plasmodiidae. Gene Ontology annotation, cellular component: anaphase-promoting complex.
AUGGUGUAUGCAAUUAUUCUUAAAAAUGAAAACAUACAUAAUAUUGCACACACAAAUGGUGAGAACGAAAACGAUAGUAACGUCGCAAAUAUCGACCAAGCAAAUGGUAAACAAACAAAUAGGCCAACCUUUUUAAAUACAAAGAUAAGUACAACAUAUAAAAAUGGGGAUAGUAAUACAAAGAAUGUGAAAAAAAACAAUUACUCAAUAUUAGAUUAUUUCAAUUUGAAGAGACAAAAAAAACAAACAGUUGAUAAUGAUAAAAAAUUUAAUUUAUUCAAUAAUUUGGAUGAUGAUAAAAAUAAUCACCUAAAGAAAAAUUUUAAGGAUAAUUUCUUUAAUCCACAAAUCAAAGAAAGUAGUAAUUCGAAACACAGUGAUAUUUUAUUACAAUAUAUUGCAUAUAUAUAUGAACAGAAAAAACGGGACCAAAAAAAUAUUAAGGAACAUAUAUUAAAAUUAUUGAUAUUAUUAAAAAAGAGAGACAUAUAUUUAAAAAAAUAUUGUAAAAAAGUGUAUCUCUCUGAAUUAACAAAAAAAAAUAAUAAAAUUAAAAAUGGAAAGAAAAGUAAUAAUAUAUGUAACACACUAGAAGAUAUUAAUGAAAAAUUAUAUAUAAAUAAUAUAUAUAAUAAAAAAAUUAAAAAUGUGAAAUUUUAUUCAAAUAUAAUAAAUAAUACAAUAUAUGAAUAUAAAGUAACAUAUUGUAAAGAAAACGAACUAAUAUGUUUUCAUUAUUAUGAUGGAUAUAAAAAAUUUUAUAAAAUUUCCAAUCAUACAUUUUUUUAUUUAACACCUAAUGAUAAAAGCAUUUUUUAUGAUUGCUCUGAUAGUAAUAAUAGACAAAAUGAAGACAACACAUGUUUACCUUGUCAUAGUCAUCCACACAUUUAUACAUUUCAAAAAAAUUUUGAUAACAAAUUUAGGAUAGAAAUAAUUGACACACAAAAUAAAAGAAGUAACAUAGAAUUUUUUAUUGAUCAUAAACCCAUUCGGGUGUUUUGCAAUAAAGAUUAUUUAUUUUUUGUAAAUGUGAUAAACAACUUAAAACAUGUAAAGUACUUUUCAUACUCAGUAGUAUAUACUAACGAAAGUGCUAGCAAUGAUAACAAUACAAACCACAGCUGUAGUAGCAAUAAUGAUGAUAUUAAAAGUGACUUUCAAAAUAAUGUCAAUCCAAACAAUGGAAAAAAAAUAAGAAUUGUUUACAUAUCACCUGUCCAUCCAAUUUAUUCAAAUGCUAUUAUUAAUAAAAACAGCUAUAAAUUUUUUAAAAAAUGCAAAUAUUUUUAUGAAAAAGAAAAAAUUUUUAUGUGGACAGAUGAAUUAAUUAACUUUUCACCUGAACAAGACAGGUUAAAUAUGAUUCCAAAUAUGAACAUUAUACACAUUAAUUCAAAUACAAAUUUAUGUAUUGCAUUUGAAGAAAUUACUGAGACAUAUUUUUUUUUUCAUAUUUUAUAUGAUAUAAAAAAAUAUAAUGAUAAGUAUUUGUAUAAUUAUUUUAAAAAGGAAAAAUUAAAUAAAUUUCUUGUUUUUCAACAUUUUUUAAGUAUAAAAAAAAAUAAAUUUUUUUGUCAAGGUCAAAAAAUUAAGAAUAUUAAUUUUAACACAGAAAUAUAUAAACCACAAUUUGUUUUUAUCCCAGGAGGUAAUAAAAGUAUCCACAGUAAAAUUAAAUUGUGUUUGUAUGAUAAUGUUAAUAAUUUAUUGUUUCUUAUACCUAUAUAUCAUAAAUAUGUCAAAGAUAAAAUUAAAAUUAUAAAAAAUGUAUUAAAUUUUACCACAAUAAACAUGUCCCAAGAAUUUUCAACAUUUAAAUAUUAUCCAUAUAAUAUAUGUGCAUAUAUAAAUAACCAAAUUAAUACUACUAAUUUAAAAUGCCGAAAUAUUCCUAUGACUUUGGAAGAAAAUAUUAUUAAUGUCUCGACUUCUUCGAAAAGACAUUCCUAUCUAAGAAAUUUGUUAAAUACAAAAAUGAACAUGUUCAAAAAUAAAGAAAAUAUUAAAUAUGAAUAUAAUAAUUUUAUAAAAAAAAAUCAAUUAAAUAACCCUUACAUUCUUGAUAUAAACAAAUUAAACCAUUUCAUUAUUGUUCUAAAUACAGAUGGAAUGUUAUAUUUGCUUUCGGAUGAUGUAUAUAUUUCUACUGUCCAUUUAUAUAAAGGCAUACCUAAUAAUAAUGCUACCACCAACAUAAAUAAUAAUAAAAAUUCCAAAUCUUGUGAUGAUCCUAAUUUUCCUGACGAACAAGUAUAUAACUUACAUAACUCAAACCUUUGCAAUAUAACAUUAGACACUAUAAAUUUUUCACAAAAUAAUCGAAUAUGUCUUAAUUCUUAUAGAGUUCAUAUUGAUAUAUUACCAAAAAACCAAACAUUAAAAAUACUUUUAACCUUUUUUUAUUAUUAUAUAUGCAAAAAAAUAAGUCUUGAAUUUUUUAUCAUAUGUCUUCAUGAAUGUAAAAAAAGGGAAGACGACACAAAUAUUUUUCGUUUUAUAAAUAUUGAUAUAUACUUUUUUGAUGAUGAUCAAAAUUUAGAUAAUAUCGAUGAAUUUUCUCAUUAUAAAAAUGUUGUAGAAAAUGAAAAUACACAAGUAAACGAAGACAUAAAUAAUGUAAAAAAUAGCGACAAAGAAAAUGAGCUAUCAGAAUUAAGCAAAUGCAAACUUAACGAAAUUAACAGCAAUGAUAAAAAUGUGAAACCCGACGAUGCUACUAAUGAUAAACAUAAUGAUUCAUCACACACAUUAAAUCAUAAUAUGCAUAUAAAUAAUAAAAUGGAUAAGUUUAAAAUCUUAAAUAAUAAUUUUUUUGAUGUUGAAAAUAUGGGUCACAUAGAGUUUUGUCGAUUUAUUUAUUUGUUUAUGUUAAUUUGUGUAGAAAACAUCGAGACAUAUCGUAAAUUAGAAAAAUAUUUAUAUAUUAAAAAAAAAAAAAAUAUAAUAGAAACUGAAUAUAGCCAAAUGCACCUCAACUGUUUUUCAUUUAGUUCGGAAACAGACACAGAUAUAGACAAAAAUAACAACGAAAAAAAUAAUAUUCACAAAAAUAAUAUUCAUAAAAAUAACUCAAGCAAUUUGGUACUUCAAAAAUUGACUAGUAACAAUUCUAACAAUAUUUUCGAAGAAGUAACUAGUCAGUCUACAAGUACCGAUGAACAUGAUAGUAGCUCAACGUGUGCAAGCUUCAAUGACACACAUAAACAAUAUACUAAAAAAAAUACAGUUAAAAAUAUUUCAAACAAUUUUGAAUCAUAUAAUUAUUAUAAUGUCAUAAAUAAUUAUAUAAAAUAUGUACAUAUUAAGUAUAAACAUAUAUAUAAUAAUAAAUACUUAAUACUAACAUAUAUGCAUUUAUAUUAUGAUGAAAUUAAUUUAUCAGAAUAUAUAAAUCAAAAUAUCAAAGACAAUAUUAUUUUAAUAAUUCUUAUUAUAUCAUAUUCACUAAAUUUAUAUAAUUUUAUGUUUCAUUAUUUUAACAAAUUCAGUGAUCUCAAAAAAAAAACAUUCAAUUCUUUUUAUAUACACAUUUGCAAAAAAUAUUACAAGCAUGAAUUAAUCAGAUCAUGCUAUUCUGUAGAGGAAAACUGCGAAGGAACGCCACUUUGUGAAAUGAAAUGUAAAUAUUUGACAAAAAAAAAAAAAGAAAACUUUUCAGAUAAAUCCAAACUCGAUACCCAACCCAAUAAUGAUCACAAUUGUCAUAACGAAAAUUUACAUAAUCACGAUUCUAUCAAAAAUACGACAAAAGAAAAUAUAACUAUCGAUGAAACCACAAUAAACUCAAAUGAACAAUAUGAAAAUAAUUCAGAAUGUGAAACCCAAUACACACAAAAUAAUAGUAAUACAUUAAACAGAAAAAAUGAAUAUAAAAUGCAUGACAAAUAUAAAUUUCUAAAUAGUUAUCUAAAAAAAAUAUACCUAGAAUUAAAUGAAAUUCCUAACACCUUAAACAUAAUAUAUAAAAUUGUUCCUAAUAAGGAAGGAGACUAUAAAGACAAUAUCAAAAAAUCGGCAAUGGAUUAUUUUUUUCUACAAAAUAUGGAAUAUCCUUCCAAAAAAUUAAAACUAAAAUAUGAAUAUUAUAUAAGAGAAAUAGAAAAAAUUUUUAAUAUUAUAAUAAAGAAAAAAGAAAUUAAAAAUAAUGAAAAUUGUUAUAAAACAGAAAAUGGAAACAUAAAUAAUAUCAAAGAUUGUUUCAAAAAUUUUCAAUCAUUUAAAAAAUCAAUACUUUGUAAUGAACAAGUUAAAUUUUUAUAUUAUUUUUAUCCUUUAUUUUUCCCAUUAAAAAAUUUAUUAAUUAUUUCUUAUAUGAAUAUAUUUUACGGUCAUAAUUUUAAUCAAAGUGUAAUUAAUGAUAGCCUUUUAAGAAAUAUAAUUAAAAACGAAUUAGACAUUUUGUAUAUAUCUCCUUUUAACCUAAAUUUUAUGGAUAAUAACAAAAAUUCGAUAAUACCUACACAAAAUUUGAUUUCGAUUCCAAAAGAACCAACUUUCUCUUCUCAUGAUAAAUGUACACCUCAAAGGGAAACUGUAAAAAAAAAAAAUAUUAAAAAUUUUAGAAAACGAAGCAAAAUCAAAAAAUAUGCUCAUUAUAAAGAAGCAUCUAGUGAAAAAGAAAAAUUAUCCAUUAAAAAAAUAACAGAUAAAAAAAUUCGAAAUAAUAAUAGUGAAAAUAAAUCCAAAAUAGAGGGGAAUAGUAUUAAAACUAAAGAUUCAAUGCGACCCAUAUAUUCCGAAAUACAUUCUGAAUAUACCUAUAAUGAAGGGGAUCAAAAUCAUGAUAUAAAUUAUUAUAAAAAAAAAAUAAAUUUCUACACAUUUAAUAUAAAAUGUUUUGAUUCUAUAAACAUAGUUAACAUAGAUAUUGUAAACAUACCACUAAAAUGUAUAUAUUAUGAAAAUUUAUAUCUUUUGAAUAAAUAUGUGCAACUUUUUUAUUCACUUCUUUUUAAUACGGAUUAUUUGUAUAAAACAAGAGGUACUUCAAGAAUGGAGCUAAAGGAUAUACCCUUCAAUGAAAAAAAAUUAUUAAAUAGUGAUCAAUCUAUAAACGAUAAAGCAAUAUGUAUUGACUACAAAAGUGACUCACAAUUUUGUAUUCAAGAAGCAAAACAAAAAACGGAGCUAGACAAUAGGGAUCGAAAUAGUUACAAGAAUAUAUCGAUCCCUUUGGGGAAUAUAAAUUUGUCUUCACCCAUGAGCAUGCUUAAAUUUGCAGGGUGUUACGAAAUAUUUAAUUUCCAAAACGAACUGUUUUAUGUUAAUAUAAAAAGAGAAGACAUUUUUUUUAACAAAUGCUUCGAUUCACCAAAUAUACAAUUAAAAACUAACUUUUUAAAAAUUAUAGAUAUAUUAGAUAGUGGAAUUGAAAUUAGUAAUAGUAACACUAAUAUGUUUAUGUAUUAUACUGAUGCUUAUAUUGAAAGAAAAAAAUUAUAUAUGAAAAAAAAAAGGAAUCGAAGAAAGAAAAAAAAUAAAGACGAUCAAAUAAGCGAAGGGGAGAAUGACGAAAAAAAAAAAUCAAACAAACAAAAAAAAACAGAAAACUCAUAUAAUAAUAAUAACAACAACAAUGAUCCUUGUGAUAAUGAACCAUGGAAUUAUAAUCAAAAUGAAAAUGAUGAAAAAAGUAGUGUUUAUAAAAAAAAUAGAAUAAUACAAAAGAGCUAUUUAAGUGAAUAUAAAAUUUUAAAAGAUUGUUGCUUUUUUUUUGAUACAUUUAAAAUGGAUAGAAAUAUAUCUUCUUGUUAUUUCCCACAUAAUAAAGACCAUGUUUUAGUUUAUUUAAAUAAUUUUCAUAACUAUUAUUUUUCUAAAUAUUAUAAAAAGAGAAAAGUACAUUUAUUAAAGGGUAGAGAUGGAAAAAUACAAAAUAGACCAGCCAAUAAUCUGCUUGGAAAUGAGGGUUUAGGUGGUGCUAACCAAAUUAAAGAUGAUGGUUCCGAUACAAAAAAUGACGAUUUAAUUGAUUUGGCAGAUAUUGGGAAUAGUUCAGACAGUUUAGAAAGUGCAUAUUUACACAAACAUAAAUAUAAUAAAAAAAAUGUAAAUAAAUAUAUUAAACAAAUUGUUCAAUUAGUUGAAUUAAAUAAAUUAGAAAAAAAAAAUAUAUUAAUAGAUAUAAAAAAUGAUAAAAGUCUAGAUAAUACAUUAGGCUUAAUGCAUCUAUAUUAUACAUUAGAAAAAUUUUAUAAAAUGAAAUAUGUAAGUAUGCUUAAUAUUAGUGGGAUCAAUUUUUUUAAUAUAGUAAAUUCAGUUCAUUAUAAACCUGAUAUCAAUUUUACUAUCAAAUAUAGUUUAUAUGUAUAUUUAUUUGAUUCAAAAAAUCAUCAAAGUAUCUUAAGUAGUGUAUCUAUGAAUCAAAAUGAAACUUUUUCAAAUAACAUUAUUUCAUCUCGAGGAUAUAAUAGAGAUAUAUCAGAAGAUAUUAAUUAUAAUCGAAGUAGUUAUAAUAGUAGAUAUAGUUUUAGAAACUCAUUCAAUGAAUCUAGCUACUUAUCUAAUCGCCGUUUUUCACGGGAUCAAUUUAAUAAUUAUGUAAACUCAAUUGCCAGACGAGAUAGUAGCAUUGCAAUUAACCCCUUCAAUAAUAAUAAUAUGAUUACUGAUUCACGAGGAUAUGCAAACCAACGAGGAAAUCAUAAUAAUGAACAUGGUCGACCUGAAAAUACUUAUAACUCAAUUUAUAUGACAAGAAAUGCCGAUUUCCGAAAUAAUAAUACACAUAGAAAUUAUGAUGAAUAUGAUAUGAGCAAUAACCAGAAUAGAAGACUAUACACAGAUACAUUUAAUGAGUCUUCAGAAGUUACUAUGCUGAAUAGAAGAAUAAGAGAGUUUAAUAGUUAUUGGAAUUCGGAUAGUCCAAAUAUAAGAGAAAAUCAACCACAAGGAAACGAUGAGGGUUCUAGAACAGACACAGGAAAUGCAUUCCCUAAUAAUCAAAUUGAUGAACCUCGUGACGAUGAAACAGAUACUUUACACCCUACCAGACCAAGUCAAAACCUCAAUACAAGUCCAAAUGACAUAAGUCCAAACGGAGAAAAUGAAUUAGAUUAUAUCCAAAAUAGAAAUUCAAAUCGUAUCUCAAAUAGACUUUCAUAUAGAGAUUCAAGAAAUCGACGUUCAUCGAAUUUUAUACAAAAUUUUAAUACUAAUAAUAAUAAUAAUAUAAGCGAAUAUUAUAUAGAUGAAGAUAUUGGAAGAAAUGAAAUACAAAGGGAAAGUAGAAAUAGUAAUUUUUUAGAUCGAAAUGAUAUGAACGAGUCAGAAUAUAACUCUCUAUAUAGUUAUCCACAUUUUAGAAACAACUCAGUAAAUUUUACACGAGAUAUUGUGUCCUUUACAUUUAAUACACCACCUAAUAUACAACAUAGAUCUAAAUUAGAAAGAAUAAAAUGUUCCUAUAAAAAAAGAAAUAAAAAAAGAAUUAAUAAAAUAAAAUUAAAAAUAAAUAGUAUAUUAAAUACGUUAAAUGUUCAUAUGAAAACUGAUAAAAUGGAAAAAACAUUUACUUUAAAUAAGUAUAUUAAAAAAUUAAAUACAUAUAAAUCGAUUUUAAGAAAUUUUAAUACAGUUACAACAAAAAAAUUAAAAAAUAAAAUGGGAAUUUCAACCGGUUCAAGAAGUAGUUUUUUCUUAGAUAAUACUAUUACCACAUUAAAUAACAAUAGUAAUAAUAAUCGUGAACAUAUUAACGAUAGUCAAAACUUUAGUGGCCAAAGAGAAGGUAUGACAAAUGGUCAAACACAGAAUAAUGGCAACAGAUUAGAGAGUAGUAGAUCUUCUUCAUCUGUUUCAUCUUUUUCAAAUAUAGAAAGUGAAAAUCAUAGUCCAAACAAUAGAAAUAAUCGUACAAAUAAUUAUAAUACAUCUGUUAGAAAUCUAAAUAAUAUCAAUUUAGAUGAACAUGAUCGAAACAUAAAUAAUACAAGUUAUGAAAUGAAUAUUGGGAAUACAACCUUUAAUGGAAAUUAUUUAGGACGAGAUAAAAUACAAAGUCAAUCAUUUUCACCAAUUAAUAAUUCUCCAAUAUAUAAUAAUGAUAAUUCUUCAAAUGAUGAAUAUUAUUCCAGUAAUUUUUUAUACACACCUAACAAACCAUUAAAUGAAUAUACAGAAAAUGACAAAAUCAAUGAUAUAUCUUUUUAUAAUGUUCAUAGAAGACCUAGUUUAAAUAUAUACUAUAAUGGAAAUUCUAGAUUGUCAAAUAAUAUAUAUAGUAGAAGAAGUAGCUAUUAUAUAAAUAAUGAAAUAGACGAAAGUUCUCCAUCCAUUCAACAAUAUGAUAGACGAAAUAGCUACCUCAUAAAUAAUGAUAUCAGACGAGAUAGCAUAUUAGCAGAAUUAAAUAUGUACAAUAGAGAAAAUAAUAAUGAUGAUUCAUAUGAAAGUAUAAAUUAUGGACACCAACAUAGAAUAUCAGGAAAUAGUAUAUUAAGUAGAAGAAAUGUAUCAUUUUAUAAUGAUGAACAUUUAAGAAGACAACGAAAUAAUUUAAAUGAAACAAUAUCUAGCUAUACAGAUACUAUACCAGAUGAAAACGAUAAUUAUAGAUAUUAUAAUAACAAUAUUAAUAAUAAUAUAUACGGAAUUAAUAAUUUAAAAUACAAAUUAAAAAAAAAACUUGAUUAUUAUGAUUUUUCAUUUGACAAAGAACAAUCUAUAAAAUAUAAUAAUUUUGUUAAUGGGAAAAUUAGAAAUGAAUUAAAAUUACACUGCUCUAUUUGUCAAACUAUAUUAUAUAAAAAAUAUGAUGAAAUAGAUAAAAAGAAAAAUUUAGUUUUAUUAAAAAUAAUAAAUAAUGAAAAUUAUUUAUAUAAAUUUUUUAAUAAAAAUUAUAAAUAUUGUGGUGUAUACUAUUUAGCUGGUCUAAUUUUUGGUUUAGGAUUAUUACAAUUUUUUCAAAAUGUUAAUGUUUCUUUAUUUUUACAAUAUAUAUUAAAAUUUAAAAAUAGAAGUUUAUAUAUUUGUUCUAUCUUAGGAUUAUCUCUUUCUUUAAUAUCAUCACGAAAUAUAGAUCUCACAUUUGUUUGUAUCAAUUUUUUAUUUAAAGAAUUAUAUGGCACACAAAAAAUUAAAUAUCAAAAUUUACUGAUCCGUUGUUUAAACACAAAUAUGUGUAAAAUAGAUGUCUAUGAAGAUCAUGAUGCCACUAAAGCCACUUUUCAAAACAGGAAAACCAAACAACGAAAUGGCUAUAAAUAUGAGAGAGACACAAAUCUUUCAUCAAAUAAUAUUGACGAACUUCGAAAUAAUAACUGCAAAAAUAUGUAUAUGAAUAAUUCAGAUUGUUUUAAUUUCUUAUAUGCAUAUGAUAAUGAAUUAUCUGAUCAAACAACAACAACAGAACAUUUUUCUACUGAUUCCUCUAAUAUGUCAAAAAAUUUAACUAUAAAUAUUACAAACAAUUUUAAUAACCAAAAUGAACAUCAAUCCAGUCUACCAAAUUUAGAGCAACAAAACUCUCGAAUUUCACAACAAAAUAGUACAGACUUAAAUAUACACCCCAAUUCUAGUGCUAGCAAAUGCAUCGAAAAUAAUGAUCAAUAUAAGGAAGGAUCCCAAAAUGAUAAAAAAAAUAAUUCCAUACAAAACUAUAUGAAAGACGAAUUAAAUAUAUAUGAUGAUGAUAAUGAACUAAAUGAAUUUACUAAAAAAUAUGACAACAUAGAUGAAAUAUAUUCUCUUCUUAAUGUAUCAAUGCAUGAAUCAGAUUUUUCUGAAAUGUCACCAAAAAAAAGGAUGGGAGAAUCAAACCAAUUAUACUUUGGAAAUGAUGAUAAAAAUUCAAAUAAUAUAAAUAGCCGUAAUAAAAUUAUUGAUAAAAAUAUAUCUGGGAGCAAUCCAAAUAUUGUUGAUUCAAAUGGACAGAAUAAUGGAAACAAUAGUAACAAUCGUCGAAUAGAACAGGAGUAUAAAUGGAAUUUACUUAAAAGAUAUGAAGAACUAGACAGAAUAAAAAAACAAAAAAAAAAAAAAAAUACACAUUUAGAUAAUCUUGUUUUUAGUAGUAAUAUAUUAUGCUUAGGUUAUCUUCAUAUGAAUAGCAAAAAUGAAAGUUUAAUAAAAACAAUUUUUAAACUUUUACAAAAAAGAGAUUUAAAUAAAUUAAAUUUGUUAUGUAUAUUUUGGGCAAUUGGAUGUAUAAAUUUUAAAAAUGGCAACAUAUUUAAUAAUUUAAUUAGCUCUUUAUUUUAUUUUAUAAAUGCAAAUAUACCAUUUAAUAUACAUAAAAAUAGUUUUAUAAAAAAUUAUUCACUUAAAUAUUUAAAUCUUGAUGGUAUAUCAUAUAAUUUAAUGCAUAUGAUUAUAUCAUCAUCUAUUUCAGUCUCUUUAUGUUUUUACAAAACUAAUAAUAUUCAUGCAUUUAAUAUGAUUUUUAUGCCUAUCAAAUUUGAUCAUAUAUAUUAUUUUAAUAAUUAUGAAGUUAUGGUUAAAUCUUUUGCAAGAAAUAUGAUUAUCUUUGAUUUUGUUGAUUUAUCUCAUGCAUAUAUUUUAGCAAAUAUUCCAAAAUUUUUAAGAAUACUUCCAAACGAUUUAAAUAGAAAUAAAAAAAACCAACUACCAUAUAUGCACUUAAUUGAUGAAAAAGGAAAUUUCAAAGAUCCCGAUCUAGAAAAUAAAUAUUUCGUAAAAAAUGGACAUUUAAAUUUACAACACCUUUUUGUUUCCAAUCAAAUAAACAAUGCAAAAAAAUAUUUAAAUCAAGAUGGAUAUUAUUUCGAUUUUGAUCAAACAAAAGGAAAUUUUAACUGUUUUAAUGAUCAAAUAAAACAUGAUGACAAUAUUUCAAAUAUGCACUAUUUUUUUCAUGGGUAUGACUAUAAUAAUUUCUCAGAUUGUACACACAAUAAUAUGGAUGUAAAAAUACAAAACAAUGAAGACACCAAAAUUAAUCGAACUAGUAAUGAUAUUAUCAAAGGUGAUACUAAAAAUUGUCAAAAAAAUGAUGAAGAAAAAUUAUUAAAUAAUCAUACAUUUAUUUAUAAUUGUGAAAUAUUACGAUAUUAUAUUAUUAUUGGAGUUUUACAAGUACUUAGCUUGAAAUAUUUAUCAACACAUCAUGAUACACUCAAAAAAAUAUGCUUUGAUUAUAUUUAUUAUUUUGAAAACAUUAAUAAAGAUAUAUAUUUAAAAAACAAAAUUAAAAAAUUAUAUAAAAAAAUUAAUUAUUUAGUGCAAAAAAUUAAUCAUAAUCUUGGUAAUGAAAAAAAUCAAGACAAAAAACAAAAAAACAAAAAAAAACAAGUCUCCUAUAAAUCUAAUCCAAAUACCUAUUCAAAAAGCCAAAAAAAUAACCAUUUAGAAAAUAAUAAUGAAGAACCGAUAUAUUCAGAUCAUUCUAUAUUAAAUAGCAACAGCAGUGAUAAUCAAUUGUCUAAACAAAAUAAAAAAGGAAAAAGAAAUGCUCAAAAUAUAGACAAAACCACUUCAUAUUUUAAUCAAUAUGAUGAAGAAAGAGCUCAAACAAAUCCAGACGAAGAAAAUCUAUCAGAUUACAAUAACAAGUUUGAAAUUGAUAACAAUUUUUAUAAUUUUAUUGCAGAUAUAAAUUUUAAUAAUUCAUCCUCAAGUAAUGAUUCGGAUAGACUCAAAAAAAGUAAGAAUAGAAAAAGAUCGGGAAGAAGUUCAAACAGAGAUGGAAUCGAAUAUGACAAUAUGCGCUCUCAAUUAAAUAGUGGAAUAUCUCCUAAUGAUAAUAAUCCACAAUCUAAUAUAUCUCAGACAAAAAAUAAAAAUAAAAACAGUGCCAUUAUCAAGGAUAACAAAAACAAGGCAUCAACCUAUUCACACAUAUAUAAAUUAAUACUAAAAUAUGUUAAGCAAAUUAAAAAAAUAAAAAAAUAUUUGGAAAACUCUUAUGAAACGAUAAAUAUGCCCAGUACUGUAAUCGACAAAGAAACAUAUUUAAAAGAAUUUUUUAAAACCGAAGAAAUCAUAAAACAAAAAAAAGAAAUAAAUGGAGAUUAUAUUUGUGUAAUAAAAGAAGAUGAUGUAAAUGAUAUAAUUAAUUUAAUGUAUCAAUGUCUAUCUUUUACUUUUGUUGGAAGUUGUGAUAAAAUGUUAAAUAAAAAAAUUAAAAAAAAAAUUAAUAAUUUAAUAAAUAUUAGAGAUAAAAAUACAAAUAAUUUAUACUAUUAUUAUUUAGGGUACAUAAAUUUAGGAUCUGGAAAAUAUAUUUUAAAAAAACAAACAAGUUUAUCAAUAUGCACAUUAACAUUAAUAUUAUUUACCUUUUUUCAUAUAUAUGACCUCUCUUCUCGUUUUAUAAUACACUUAAUUGAAUUUUUAUAUGUCUUAUUAAUGGAUAAAAGCUUUCUAAAAAUAUAUGAUCUAACAUCAAAUAAAUUUGUUAAUUUGCCUAUUCAAUUAAUAUAUAAAGAAAAAGUCACUACUUAUACUAUCCAUAAAAAUACAUUCAAGGAAAGCAAAAUAAAUACUACCCCACAAAAAGCAAAACAACCCAUAUCUACUACUUUCCAAAAUGAUGAAUACCUUUUGCGAAAAAAAUCCUAUUCGAAUUACAACAAAAAAAUAAUAUCAUCUCCUAGUGCUAUACCUUUAUUGGAUAUAAUAAAUUUGUCAAUUAAAAAUUCUGAAUAUUACAGUCUAAGUUUUUCAUGCCCAACAAAAGAAAAAACCAAUGAAAAGGAAUCCUAUAUAAAUGAUGAAGACAAAUUGAAACGUUUUGAAAUUGACCAUUUAAGUAAUAUAUCAUAUAACCCUAGUUAUUUUGAAAGUUCAAAAAAUGAGAAUAAAAAUCAUAAUAUGAUAAAAAAAAUUAUAAAAAGAGGAAUAUUAUUUGUUAAAAAAAAAGAAUGCACAAACGAUUUUGUUGAUUAUAACAAUAUACCCAUAUCAAAUAUGCUUGAAGAUGUUUCUGCUAAUGUUGAAAUAAACCAAAUUAAUGAAGACUAUAAAACUGAUAAUAAUUGUACAAAAUCCAAGACCCUUGAAUUAUAUAAUAUUGCAGAUAGUGGUCCCUCUUAUAAUUACACAUCAGAUCAUCACAAAUUUUAUCUAAAACCUGAAAAUAAACAAAAUAUUCUUAGAAAUCAAAUUAUGAAAUAUACAAAAAAACAAAUUUAUAUACUCAAAUUUUUAACAGAAAUAAUCAAAUAUUAUGAAAAAAUUCCAUUUAUUUAUUCUGAUGAAACAUUAAUGCAAUUUCAAUUAAAAAAUAGUUACACACACACAAAUGCGAGUGAAAUAUUAAUGUUAAAAUAUUAUGUAAAUAUUGAAGAUGAUCAAAAUAAAGAAUUAUAUCAUAACAAACAAUUAUUAGAACAAAAAUAUUCGAAACUUUUCUUACAUUUUAAUGACGAAUUUAAUAAAAUAAUUCAUAAAAUUGACCAUAUUAAUAAUGAAGAUAAAUAUGGAAAAUAUCAAAACUUUUUAAAACUUAUAUAUCAAUAUAUUUAUAAUUAUUACAUGAACAGUUCAACAAAAUUAGAAACCAAUUCUUUGAAUGAACAAAAUUGUAAUAACCAAAAAUCUAUCAAAGAUUAUGUUAAAAAGUUUAUGAAUUUAGAAAAUGGUCUCAAAAAAGGAAAUGAAACAAGUACGGAAAUCAUAAAUAUAUCUUACACAGCUAGCCAAAAUACUAGCACACCUUUUUUUUCUAUAAUAAACAUAAAUAAUAUGUACAAAAAUAAACAUUUCAAAAAUAAUAUAUAUACGAUCUAUUAUAAAAAUAAAGAAAAAAAUGAACAUAAUUUAAUAAACGAUAUAAACAAAUUAUUAAUAGAUUAUUCCAUUGGAAAAAUAAAAACAUUUACAAAAUAUUUAUUACCUAAAGAAGUUUAUAAUAAUAAUUUUUUUUUUGUUUUAAUCCAAAACUUACAUAUAGACAAAUGUGUAAAUUAUUUACCUGUCUUGUCAGAAAUAUAUAACUCCUUUUAUUUUUUCUAUGAAUUUUUUUAUAAAUAUUGGGAAUCAUUUUAUUUAGAACAACAUGAAAAAUUUGCUACACAAUUUCGAAUAUCCACAUUUACAAACACACACGAAAGACGUAAAAAUUGUAUCAAUAAAAAUAAUUUUGAAAAAUCUGAAGACCCCAUAAUAUAUGACCUUGAAUUUUUUAAUUAUUUUACUAAUGUUCAAAAAAAUAACAAAAAAAAAGAAAAAUAUAUUUACAUAGAUGAUAUAUAUAAUAAUAAGGAAGGAGAAAAAUACUUGUUACAUAAAUAUACCAACAAUCGAUACUGCUUACAAGGGAAUAAUAAAAAUGAAAUAUUUAAAAGAGAUGAAAAUUGUUUAACACAAAAAAGUAUAUCAAUAACACACAAGCCUAUAUAUAUAAAAGAUAGAGAAAAAAAUUUGAAAAAUACAUUUUUUAAUAAAUUGGAUUAUAUACUUAGUUGUAAUAUUGACUACUUAAAAAUUUUGGAAGCACUUUAUAAAAAUUGUAUUACUAAAACUAAUUUAAUUAAAUAUUUAUUAUUUUUAAAUAAUGAUUAUUAUUUUACAUAUUUCUUUGAAAAUAAUAUCAAAUUGGUUAAAACUAUUUUUAUACAAUAUUAUCAAAAAGGCUAUAUAGACAAGCAUAUCAUUUUUAAUAAUCAAAAAAUAAGUGUUACUGUGUCAACAAAUUUAAUAUAUUUAUAUACUACCUAUUGCAAUUUCCCAACAUAUUAUCAAUUUUGGAAUACUCUUAUUAAGAAUAAGGAAAAUCAUAUUUUUAUUCCCAGACAUAGAUAUUUAUAUAACUACAAAUAUAACAAAUAUGUACGCUCUCUUAUUUUUGAAGUAAAUAAAUUAAUACAUACAUAUGGCCAAACUUGCCAAACAAAUAAAAUGAUACAAAAAGUUCGACCAAACUAUAAAAAUGCACACACACGACGAAGGAAUAAACGAUAUUACCCCUACAAUUGUCAACAUAUAUACACCAUUAAUAGACGUAAUAAACAUUUCCUUACUAAUAAACAAAAAAAAAGAAAACUAGCAUUACCAAAUAAACAGUUUUAUAAAGCAAAUAUGUGUAAAUUACAAAAUUAUUUAAAAGAAAAAACAAAAAACAAAAAAAUUGAUAAAAAAAAUGUUCUACUACAUAAAACAAAAGGUGACACACAUCACUCUAUUUAUUUACUUAAACAAAUAGCAUAUAUUAUACAAAAUAAUGGAAAAAGUAAAACUAAUGAACUAAACAAAUUAUUAUUAAAUUUACAACUUAAUAAUUCACCAUUUGAUAUAUACAAUUUUUUUAAAAAAUGGUUAAACAAAAGUGAAAAUAUAUCAAAAAUGUUAAUUGACACAUAUAAUGUUUCCUUAUUUUCCACAUAUAUUAAUUUAUUUUUUGCUGAUAUUUUAUUUUGUUUUUUUAUUGGAAAUUUAUAA